AUGGCGGUGAGCCCGGAGCUGGAGGGCUUGCGGCGCAUCGCGCCUUCCCGCUUCGUCUCCUUCGCCUUCCCCAACCCUUUCCUCGGCCACGCCUCCAAUCCUUACGCGGACGGGGGCGGCGGCGGCGGCGGCGGCGACGGCGAUGCGGGGGAGUGCAUCAGGGUUGCCGUCCUCGAUUCGCCCCUCCCUGCCCCGGCCGUCCCGGCGACGGCGGCGAUGCUCGUCCCGUCCGGCCGGCACCGCGACUGGAUCUUCUCCACCCGCGCCGGCCACCUCCACCUCCUCCUCUCCACCACCCGCUUCUCCCGUCUCAUACUCGUUGGUCCUGAGCUCUCGGUGCCUUCUCCUCGGGUCGUUUCGUGCGUCCGUCGCCCGGACCCCGACCCUGCUCACGCUCGGCUCCUCCCCCUCCUUCUUGCUCUCUGCCCCAUGGCCGCGUUUCGGUACAACGCCGUCCCUGACGUCCCGCUGCUCACCUUCCAGGAUGACCUCCUCCGGCUUGCCCCUAUCAAGUUCGUGGCUGGCCCUGUUGUUGGCGAGAUGGUUGUCGAGGAUGUGGCCAUUGACUGCAGCCCCGGUCCAGCUGAAUUGCGCCGCAGGCUGCGGUUCAAGCGCAUGCCCUGCCUGGUGCAGACGCAGGUGCGCCUAUGUCAGUCACCUGCUGCUGCUGCUUCGUCGCCGUUGCUGGAAGCACUGGAAGGCUCAGGUGAGCUGUUGCAACCGGAGGUGGGUGGAUCGUUGGUCCAGCCUUACCUCCAAGCCAUGGUUGCCGGUCUCGCAGUGACUGCGCCGUCAAUUGAGGAGAGUAUUCGGUCAGGUGUUAGACCUAGGUGUCUCUGUGCUGGUGUUGGAGGUGGAUCACUCCUCAUGUCAAUCAGAAUGGGGCUUCAGUUCGACGUGCUCGGCAUUGAGGCCGAUGGUGUUGUCCUGGAUGUCGCAAGGAAUCAUUUUGGGCUGGUGGAGGAUGAGUUUCUCCAUGUCCAUGUUGGUGAUGCUAUACAAAUGGUAGAGGAUUUUGCUCGGCAAGGGGAGCCUAAUAUGAAUUUCAGUGCAGUUAUGUUGGAUCUUGACUCCUCUGAUGCUAUGUGUGGUGUCAGCGCGCCACCAUUGGAGAUGACUCAUGGAAAUGUCCUUCUCUCAGUGCGCACAAUCCUACAUCAUCAUGGAGUUUUGAUUCUGAAUGUGAUUCCACCUCCUGCAGAUAGGUCCUUCUACAAAGGGAUGAUUGAUGUUCUUCGCCAGGCUUUCUCAGGACUGUUCGAAAUAGAUGUUGGUAAUGGCGAGAAUUUGGUUCUUAUUGCUACAGUAUCGCCGAUUGAAACCACAGUUACUGGUGAUUCUGGACAUUUUCUGACAGAAUUGAGGAAAUUAGCUGGGGACUUUUUGGAGCAUAUAAGAAAAUUUUGA
Molecule: messenger RNA, 1407 nt
Organism: Miscanthus lutarioriparius
Lineage: Eukaryota; Viridiplantae; Streptophyta; Magnoliopsida; Poales; Poaceae
Source: the annotation of a GenBank genome assembly